This is a messenger RNA of Hylaeus anthracinus, 2082 nucleotides long. Its product is annotated as recQ-mediated genome instability protein 1-like. Gene Ontology annotation, cellular component: nuclear body; RecQ family helicase-topoisomerase III complex. Lineage: Eukaryota; Metazoa; Arthropoda; Insecta; Hymenoptera; Colletidae. The coding region runs from base 392 to 2008 and encodes 538 amino acids. Gene Ontology annotation, molecular function: nucleotide binding. The record is from RefSeq and is a predicted model, not a curated record. The transcript is spliced from 9 exons. Gene Ontology annotation, biological process: double-strand break repair via homologous recombination; resolution of meiotic recombination intermediates.
UUCAAACCAUUCGAAACAAUUCGAAAUGAAUGAAGUUUUAUUCAAGCAAAUAAAAAAUAGAUUAAAAUCAGAAUUUUAUCUCAUGAACGACGAAUGGUUAAAAGAUUGCGUAGAAUUUUUCGUGGAUCAACAUACAAAUGUAAAUAAUAAUUUCGAUUCUAUGCCUGACCCAAAAGUUUAACAAAUUUUCGUGACACGUAAGAGGCAGACCUUUAAAUAACAUAAAAUAGUCGAAAAUCCUAGUAACGUAGAAAUUUUGGAAUUUGUCAAAGUGCAAUGGCAACUCAGUAAUUUGCGAGAAAUUAAUAAUGAAAAUGGAAGUUUGCCACAUAAUAUUGCACAGCAGCACUUUGUUAUAUUACCCGAUAAAUACAUUCUUCAGGUAGAACAAAUGUAUGAUAUUGCAACAUCGAAAUAUAAACAAUUACAACAAAUAAGAAGCACUCACAUUUCGGAAGUAGAUCCAUCUGAGACAGAGAAGCUGGAAAAGUGGGAACCUCCCAAAAAGAGAAUGAUACAACUGAAACUAACGGAUGGAGUACAAGAUGUAAUUGGAAUUGAGUAUAGCACCAUAUCUAGAUUAAACGACAUGUUGUUACCAGGCUAUAAGAUCAUGAUAAUAGGUCCAGUGAAAUGUCGUAAAGGUGUUUUGUUAUUAGAGGAAGGAAAACUGAAAGGAAUCGGUGGCGAAGUAGAUAGUUUACUCAUUCCUAAUGCUUUGGAAAAUGUCUUGGCCAGAGCUUUAAACCUUCAGGAAAACCCUGACCCUUAUAACGACGACGAAUCUAAAUCAAAUAAUAUUCAACAACAAAAAGAACCAGAAAUAGAUGAUAGCUUUUUUGAGGAAGAUUUUGAAAUAAAUUUAGAAGAAGUAUCCAAAAUUGAACAUUUGCAUAGCAGAGACGACAAGCAAACAAGCAUCAAUGCUAAUAAAACAGAAACCAUAACAGGAAACUUUACUAAUACUAGUACUGUGAACAAAGAGAGUCAUAGUUCUCAGAGAGUCAUAGUUAGAGAGCAAGACAAAAGCAAGCAACAUAAAGUUAAUGCAAUUAAAACAGAAACUGUAAUAGAGAACUUUGUUCCUAUUAAUACUGUCAACCAAGGUCAUAGUUCCAAGGAAGGAAUAAUCUUGGUUGAUGACGACGACGAUGAUUGUUUCUUAGAAAUGAUUGACGAAGAACAGCUUGUGCGAUCGCGAACAAGACAGACUAACAUUGCAGCUCCAUUCAGGACUCUACCAAACGAAGAAGACGACGAUCUCAUUAUAAUAAACGACGAAGAUAUGGUCGAAGAUAUAAAACAUGGAAGUAUUAAAGAACACCUAAAAAAACAAGAACUACUUUCACAUUCAAAAUCAGCACGGUUAACAAGUAAAACGGCUCCCUCGACUAGUAUAUUGCGUUCAGAAACAUGUACAAAGACAGAAAAAACGUCGCUACCUUUGAUUGGAGGCAAGAGACCUGUUCCACUGUCUCCUUCUGAAAAUGUAACUUUGAAAAAGGGUAAAGUAGAUAGAAAGAUUACAGAAUUUACGAAAAGACCAAAGUCUCCGGAUACGCCAAAAAUUUGUGAAUUUAUUCAUGACGUAAACAACGAAGUAAUAACUGAAAUGACUUAUAGGACGAUCCACGGUCGCGUGGAAGUUCUUGGCAAACUAGGAAAAAAAGACUCAUGUUGGAUUUUGGAUGCUACAUUAGUAGAUGGUACUGGAAAAAUAGAAGUUUUCUUUUCGAAUAAAGUUCUUGAAGAUUUGUUAGGGUUCAGCGUUCAAGAAUUUUCGUUAAAGAAAAAGUUAAAGAAAAAUCCUGAAAUUGAACAGGAACUUAGAAAGAGUUUUCGUACUGCUGAACAAAAAAUAAAAACCUUAGAUGCACUUUUAGAAUUAGAAUUGAACAUCAAUAAAAAGCCAACAGUAAUGAAAAUCAUUGAUUUAACACGGGACCAAAGAGAAAUAAUAGAUAAAAGACGAAAUAUUUUUUUAAGUAACCAUAAGAUUGAUUUAUAGAAGGAAAUUGAUAUUUUAUAUAAUAUAUUCUAAAGAAAUAUGAAAAACAAAAAUCCUUAUUGUAAAGUAUUAUU